This is a messenger RNA of Baudoinia panamericana UAMH 10762, 4047 nucleotides long. RefSeq lists its product as uncharacterized. The transcript has 2 exons. Gene Ontology annotation, molecular function: DNA endonuclease activity; single-stranded DNA binding. The record is from RefSeq and is a predicted model, not a curated record. Gene Ontology annotation, cellular component: nucleus. The coding region runs from base 1 to 4047 and encodes 1348 amino acids. Gene Ontology annotation, biological process: nucleotide-excision repair. NCBI's taxonomy places the organism in Eukaryota, Fungi, Ascomycota, Dothideomycetes, Mycosphaerellales, Teratosphaeriaceae.
AUGGGUGUGACAGGACUGUGGCAGAUCCUACAGCCCUGCGCGCGGCCCAUCAAGAUCGAGACACUGAACCGCAAGCGGCUGGCCGUAGACGCCUCCAUCUGGAUCUACCAAUUUCUCAAAGCCGUGCGCGAUAAGGAAGGAAAUGCCCUGCGCAACAGCCACGUUGUCGGCUUCUUCAGGCGAAUAUGUAAGCUGCUCUUCUACGGCAUCAAGCCGGUGUUUGUCUUCGAUGGCGGAGCACCGGCCUUGAAGCGCGCCACUAUCACCGCCCGUAAAAGGCGACGAGAAGGACGACGAGAUGACGCAGUACGUACGGCAGGCAAGCUGCUGGCGGUGCAGAUGCAGCGGCGAGCGGAAGAGGACGAGCAGAAGCGGAAGGCGGAGCGGGACCAAGCACCGCAAGAGGAUGAAGUGCCCGACGAAGGCUUGGUGUAUGUGGACGAGAUCCAGAUGAGUGCGCAGGAGAGGCAGCAGAACCGCAAGUUCAGGAAGAGAGAUGCAUACCACCUACCAGAACUUGAUGUCAGUAUGAACGAGAUGGGCGGACCGAACGAUCCAAGAGUGAUGAGCCUGGCCGAUCUCGAAGCGUAUGCGAAGCAGUUCGAGAGCGGUGAGGAUAUCAACGUGUACGACUUCUCCAAGAUUGACUAUGACAGCCCUUUCUUCACGUCUUUGCCGGCGUCAGACCGCUACAACAUCCUCAACGCAGCGCGCUUACGGUCGCGGCUGCGUAUGGGUCACAGCAAGGAGCAGCUCGACUCCAUGUUCCCGGACCGGAUGGCUUUCUCGAAGUUUCAAAUCGAGCGGGUCAAGGAACGUAAUGAGCUUACGACGCGCUUGAUGAACAUCAACGACGGCGACAUACGGUACCAAAGCGGCAGCACCCGUGUUGCUGGCGAGAAGGCACGAGAGUAUGUGCUUGUGAAGAACGACGGUGUUGAAGGUGGUUGGGCUCUUGGUGUGAUUAGCGACGAGGGUAGGAAGCAGGAGACUGCGAUUGACCUUGAUAAGCCGGUCCCGGUGGCGAAGACGGAGAGCAGCGAUAGUGAAGAGGAAGGCUUUGAGGAUGUGCCUAUUGAGGGGCUGAACAGACUUCCGAAGCGUAGAAAGCUCGACAGUGAAGAUGAUAGCGCUCGAGCAAAGCAGAGGCAAGCGUCCCACGAGUCACGACAGCGCACGAAUAAGCGGAGAGCGGAUCGUCCUGUUCCAACGGAAGACCCAGACUCGCUCUUUGUAGCUGAUGUACCCGUCGAUGAAGGCGAGGAGAGCUGGGAGGAGGUUGACGGCAAUGCUGAACUGUUCGGUGAAGCUCCAGACGAAAGCGCCGAAGUAGAAGAGGACGAAGAGCUCCGCCGCGCCAUCGCCAUGUCGAUGGAACAGGAGCAAGAUGGCUCGCAAGCUGAUGGCAAUACGGACGACGAUGCAAAAGCUCGCGAGGACUGGUAUGAAGCCUUCAAGCAGCGCGCAGCCGAAGAAGCAAGACCAGUGCCCAAGGGCAGCGCCAGAGCGAUUGCAAACAUUCUCAACAAGCGUGCGCAUGGUGUCGCGCCAGAGAGUCACGAGAUCACCAGCUUCGGCGUGCCAGUACCGAAGCCUGAUAAUGACGAUGGGAGCGAGGCAGAAGACAGUAUGGAUCUCCAAGCCGCACUGGCGGAAUCACGGCGUGGCAAGCGAAAGGCCUCUCCGCCGCCGAAGCGGCAGAUUGCUCAGGCGUCAAGAGCUGCUCUACCCAAGUCCGCGAACGGGACGGAAGCACCAGCGAAGAAAACAGGCUUCAGUGGGCCGCUACCCUUUGAAUCGCUCGAUCUAGGCAGCAGCUUGCUGGGCAAAAAGAAGAUGCAGCAGCGUACCGAGGAAGCCGCGGGUGGCUUCGAGAAGGCAGGGUUCGACAAGGCUGCGGAGGCUGAAAGAGAAGCGAAGAAGGUGGAACCGCUGCCGCCUUGGUUCUCCGGGAAUUUGGAUGAUGGGCUACAGAAGCAGAGUGAGCUUGAGCGGGAGGACAGGGAGCGCGCGAAAGAGUUCAAUAAGCAGUUCCGGUUCCAAAGCCGAGAUGAUGCUACGCUGCGGAGGCAGGAGACGGGCGAGGUGAUUGAUGUUGAUGCGGAGGAUGAGCGACCGAAGGGCUUCAAGCACGGACAGGUUAUUGACCUUGAGGCUGACGAGACUGGUAGAGAUGAUACCGAGAGACGCCAAGGCGGAGCUCAGAUCGCUGAAGAGCUGACGGGGAAGCCUGUAGACGAUGCAUUGAGGAUGGGUGACAUGGCUGAUGCGGUGAGAGUUGAGCCACCCGUCAGCGAGAUACCGGACCAGGCGAGGCCAAUGGCAAAGCAAGCUCCGGGAGGAGGACCGUUUGCAGAAGAGGAUGACAGUGGGGAUGAAGACCUAGAGCCUACACGACCGUCCGAGCCUACUGCACCAGAUAAGCGGGCAGUCGCCGAGACACCUUAUGAGGAGGAGACACUCGAGUGGAGCGACAGUGAUCGUGAAGACCGUCCUGCAACGAGGCCGCAACCUGCCGACGCCGAACCCGCUGUACAAUUCCAAAGCUCAACAGAUGAACGGCAUCCCGCGAAGUCACCUUCGCCAGACUUUGAGGAUGUGGAUAUGUCCGCAAAGAGUCAAAGACGGGCAACCGAUCCAGCUAUCGAGGCAGAGGAAGUAGACGACGCAGACGCUGGCCCUGUACCCGCCUCUGGCCUGGUAGCCCAACAAUCUGUCCCCGAAGGCGACGAAGACUUCGAUGACUUCUCCGACCCGGAGGAAGAGGCUAUGUUAGCAGCUCUCGCGCAAGAAGCCGAAGAGCACGCUCGCUUCGCUUCUACGCUGAACAACAAAAGCGCGGCAGAGAACAUUGCCGAAUAUGAGAAAGAGCUUAAGCAGCUUCGUAACCAGCAAAAGAAGGACCGCAGAGACGCUGACGAAGUGACUCACAUCAUGGUCACGGAGUGCCAGCAACUGCUGAGACUAUUCGGCCUGCCAUACGUUACCGCACCUAUGGAAGCAGAAGCGCAGUGCGCGGAACUUGUUAGGCUUGGUCUGGUCGAUGGUAUCGUCACCGACGACAGCGAUUGCUUCUUGUUUGGCGGCACGCGGAUCUACAAGAAUAUGUUCAACCAGGCCAAGUUCGUGGAAUGCUACUUAUCAUCCGACCUAGAGAAGGAGUUCGAUCUCACACGCCAGAAGCUCAUAGCGGUCGCCCACUUGCUAGGCAGCGACUAUACAGAAGGCCUACCCAGCGUCGGACCUGUCACAGCGCUCGAGAUACUAGGCGAGUUUGUGAGCCUGUCAGACUUCAAAGACUGGUGGAAUGGCGUACAGAUGAACAUUAUCCCAAAGGAUGUUGACAAGGACAACGCUUUCCGCAAGAAGUUCCGCAAGAACGCCACAAAGCUUUUCUUGCCACCUGCCUUCCCCGACAAACGUGUCGACGUCGCUUAUGAGACACCGGAGGUGGACUCAGACCCUCAACCCUUCCAGUGGGGUGUGCCGGAUCUAGAUGCGUUGCGCUCGUUCCUGAUGGCUACCAUAGGCUGGUCGCAGGAACGGACCGAUGAAGUUCUUGUGCCGGUCAUACGAGACAUGAACAGACGUGCGGAUGAGGGCACGCAAGCGAACAUCACUGCUUUCUUCGACGGUGGCGUCGGUAUUGGCGCUGCCGGCACUAAUAACAAAGGCGAGGCAUUUGCGCCGCGGAAGCGUGUGGACGGUAGUAAGCGUAUGGGCAAGGCUUUGGGCAAGAUGGCGGAGAGGGCUAAGAUUCAGAGAACACUAAGUCGGGCUGAUGGUGAAGAGGAUGGUGGAGCGCCAGUUGUGGAUAUGAGCGCUGUGGAUCUUCCUGAGAACGGCGAGGCUGCGGUCAACGGCCGGGCAGGCACGAAGGCGAAGCGCAAAGCUACGAAACGAAGCGCACCCGCAGCGACAGGUGUAUCUGAUGAAGACAUGAGUCAGGAAGAGGAUGCGCCGCAGAAGGCUAAGAAGAGAACGACGGCGCCUCGCAAAGCUCGACAAGGGCGACGAAAGCAGGCAGUAGAUGACGAGGACGACUGA